AUGGAUUUUUCUGAUACUAAAAGAAAUGUUAAAAUGCUAAAUAACAACAGCAAAGACAACAAUGAAUUUGCUGAUAAUUAUUGCAAAAGAAAUUACAUAAAAGGUAGAAAAAAUGAAGAGGUUAAAAUAGGUUCAAAUCUGUCUACCAGCAACGACGUUUUACAAUUACCCAACGUAUUACAUAAUCAAAUAAGGAUAAUAAGAACAAACGAUAGUUGCUUUAAAGAUUAUGUGGUUUUGAACAAUUUAGGAAAGGGAACUUAUGCACAAGUAUGGAAAGUAAAACAUAAAAUAACUAACGAAAUAUUUGCAGCAAAAUUAUUACAGCCAAAUCAAUUUCCCAAAGAAUCUUUUAAUCGAAUUGUUGAAAUGUUUACAAAAGAAAUAAUUAAUUUAUCAAUAUGCCAAUGUCCAGGAGUAAUAAAAUUACAUAAAGUUAUAGGAGGAAAAGAAGGAUGGAUAUUAAUUCAAGAUUAUGCAAAUGAUGGGACAUUGUGGAAAGAAAAUUUAUCAAGUAAUAUGUCUGAAGCUUUUCUUUAUUUUAUUCAAUUAUUGCAAGGUAUGUGGUAUAUUCAAGAUAUGAAUAUUGUUCAUAGAGAUUUAAAGCCAACAAAUAUUUUAAGAUAUGAUAACAAAAGAAUUGUAAUAGCUGAUUUUGGAUGGUCAGAACAUAUAGAUUCUUGUAAUUUACAUCCAACUGAAUGGCCAGGAACUUUAGAAAUAAAUCCACCUGAGGUCUUAAGAAACACAGGACCAAUGACAGAAAAAAUUGAUAAUUAUGCUCUUGGUAUGAACAUGAUAUUAUUCAUUUCUGGAAGAUUUGUAUGUCGACAAAAAGGAAUUGAAUGCUCAAAAGUUGCACAAACUAUUUUAAAAACAGUGCAUAAUUUGAGACAUUCAAAACCCCCAAGUAGAUUUAGGGAAAAUUUAAAAGCAUGGGAUUUAUUUGUUAAAUUGACUUCAUCAAAUCCAAAUGAAAGAUUAAGUUUGCAAAAUGUGUUAGAUCAUCCAUGGGUAACGGAAAUGUUAAACAAUUUUAGUUUACAGAACUCGAAAUUUCUGUGGCAUGAAAAGGUUAAAAGUAGAUGGAUUUACUUGUUAUCGAAUAACUGGAAUUUUUUUAAAAACAUUUCUUCCAUUUCAACCAUUAAUUCGAUUAAUUCUGGUAAUUCAGUGAACUCGACUAACUCGGCCAUCUCAACUAAUUCAAUUUCUUCUAUCACAAACGGGAAAAUAAAUAAAAUCAAUGAACUAGUAAAGGAAGAUGCUUCUACAUCGAAAAGUAACAAGACAACUAUAGUCCUAGAUACAGAUAACCAAAAGGAUAAAAAUAGUACUAACAAAUAUUCGCAUUCUUGUUUGAAAAAUGAUUAUGAGAUUCUUUAUUAUAUGAUGAAAAAUAAUUUUAAAAAUAGAAUCAAUUGCUGUUCUGUAAAGAAAAAUGAUCCCAAUUUUUGUAGAAGCAACGACAGUAGAACAAAGCACAUUAGAGAUUCCAAAAAUUUUGGAAAAGCAGACAAAAGUACUACUAGCAGCAGUUAUAACAAUGAUAAACAUUUUGACCAUGGGAAUGGUCCUCCUACAAAUAACCCUCAAAAAAAAAACACGAAUGUGAAUAGGAACGCCAACGCUAUAUAUGGAUCCCCAUCCGUACAUGUUGAAAAUUGCAAGAAGGAUAAUGUCCUCAUAAUCAAUGAUGACUUUGAUAGCGUUAAGAAAGAAAAUUUUUCUAAAAAGAAAAAAGAAGAAUUUAGGAUAAAAAAUGCAAAUGAUGCAAUCAUCAUAAACGAUGAGGAGGAUGAAGAUGACAAUUGCAGUAGUAUGCGGGGGAAUGCUAACACCAUUGUAGAUAAAAAUUAUAUGCACAAGAAUAAAAAUGAAAAUAUGUGUGCUAUCUUGAGGGAAGACCCUGAAAAUAUAAAAAUUCACGAAAAGAGUAAAAUGAACAAUAUGAACAAACAGAAGAAAGGCGUGUACAAUAAAAUCUGUACGGGUAAUCAAGAACGAGACAUUGAGCAAGGAUUCACAGAAGAGGAAGAAGUAGAAGAAGUAGAAGAUGUAGAAGGUGAUGUAGAGCAAGAACAAGAGUGUGAGGAUGACCAUGAUUAUGAAGACGAUGAUGAUGAUGCUGACGAUGAAGAAGAAGACGAUGAAGAUGAAGAUGCUGAUAAUGAAGAAGACGAUAACAAAGACGAUGAUAAAGAAGAUGACAAAUAUGGUGACAAGAAAGAUGGAAGCUACGAAGAGGAAGAAGAGGAACAUAAUGAUAACAGUAAUCAUAACAAAGGAGAACGUAACAACAACGGUACAUUGGGUAGCAAGAAUAGCGACAUUACGUAUAUGAAAAACGGAAAAAAAUUUGAUAGCAGAAAAAAUAACCAUAUUAAUAAUUUUGGAGAAAAAUGUUAUAGCACAAGUGAAGCAUAUGAUGUUUUGAAUUGUAAAAAUAAAAAAAAAAAUACGGAUUUUCUUGACGACUCUGGAGAUGUAAACCACAACGGCAUAUAUAAAAGUGAAAAAAAGGGUAUGAACGAAAAUGAUGAUACUAUUUUUCUGAAAAGAAAUAGAAAUAUUGCCAUUAAUGUGUCAGAAGGAGAGAUGGAAAUGGUGAAUGAUGCGAAUGAGGAAAAUUGCACGAAUUGCAAAAUCACUUUGAACAGAAAGCCAUCGAAAUUUUUUUCCAUGGAAAAGGAUCAAAAAAUAGAAACCGAAAAGUUCAGAAGUCAUAUGAAGGAGAUUUGUACAGGCAAAUAUCAAGAUGUGCUUCAACGAACCUUUAGUACCUCAAAGAAUUUAAGUUUAUCGAAGGAUCAUGCGGGGACAAAUUUGAUCGAAGAAGUCAGCAAAAUAGCCAAUAUGGGAAAUGCACGAAAUGGGAAUAAGGGGGAUGAGGCCAAAAAGUUGGGUACAGAAAGAAAAACGAGUAGACUCGAAAAAAUAGACAAACUGGACAAACUUGAUAAACUUGGAAGACUAGGUACAAAUGGCCAAAUAUACAAGGAAGAAAGUCGUGGGGGACUUUCAGAAUAUAAACCGCGAACACGUGAAAAGGCAAUAGCAGACUUGGAAGAACCCCCUCCAGGGAAGAAGAAAUGGAAACAAAGAAAAGGUUUGUUGCAAGAUGAAGAGGAGGAGGAGCAGGACGGGAAAGACACAGACAGCGAUGAUGAAAUCGAAAAGGAUUACAACAGCAAUGACAAGAAUGAUAACAAUAGCGAUGACAAAAGUGAUGAAAAUAGUGAUGACAAAAGUGAUGAAAAUAGUGAUGACAAAAGUGAUGAAAAUAGUGAUGAAAAUAGCGAUGACAAAAAUGAUGACGAAAAGUAUAUCAAAAUAUAUGCUAACAAUUUCAACAUCAACAAAUCAGAGAAAAAUAGAAAAUCCACUAUGAAGAAGGAUUCCUAUUCAGAUGAAAUCAAUUCAUUAUUGGAAAAUUCAAAAGAGUUAAAAAAAAAAUUAAGAAAAAAUUUAACCAAUUUGUAUGAAAUGAGUUUAAACGAAGUAAGAGAAAAGAGCACUGAUUUCCUUGAGCAAAAGUGUUAUCAUAUGGAUCCCAAAAAUCAAUCAGGUAUAAGCCUUUGCAACAAUAGUCGUAACUACAAUCAAUUUAAAAUCAGAAACUCUGACCAGGAAAAUGAUUUAAACAUAAAUGUACCAAAUUUUGAUAUAAAUAUAAAACACCAAAUAGACAAAAAAAUGACCAGAAAAAAGGGAGAAAUAGGUUCCGUUGAUUUUUUAGUACAACAUAAAAGCAUCACCUCUUGUUCUUCAAAUGCUGAAAUGAUUAAAAUGAAUAUGAAAAAAUUGGAUAAAAGUAUGCAUGAUGAAAAUAUUAUAUCCAAAAAAAAUAAAAUAGACAAUUCUUCUUUUGAAGGGGGGGGAGGGAAAAAUGGUGAAAAGGUGAAAAAUGAGUUGCAUACUUCUGACUAUGAAGAUGAGUUAACAAAUGGGGUAGAAAACCCUAUUGCAGAUAUAACAGGUUUUUGUUAUUCACAAUGUUUAAGUAAAACCAAAGAACCAUUUGACUGUUCCACAAAUAUGAGAGAUUAUCUUAGCAAAGCAGCUACAUCUGCGACGUCAAUUACUUCUGCAAAUGCAAUGUCUAACGUGUGCGAUAAAAUGGAAAAUACGAAUGAUCUUUCAAGAAAUUUAAUAGAUAAGUAUUCCGGGUAUAUGGAAAACUCUCAAAUAAAGAACAUCACUAUUGAAAGAUUUAAUUCUUAUGCAGAAGCAGAAAAGACAAGAGAAAAAAGGAAUUAUUUGUUGCAAAGCAAAAGAAAUAAUGGAGAAGAGAAUAGGAACAAUAUCUUACUAACCAAAGGAAAUGAAAUAAAGGCAAAUAAUUGGGGAGGAAAAAUAACAGAAAAUGAACAUCCUAGAAAAUUCAUGAACAUACUUAUGAAUAAGGAUUAUGAAAAUGACAAAAAUAAACACUACAUUGACAAUAAAAAAAUUACACACAUGGAAACAAACACAAAAAUUCCGACUAUAAGUAACCUAUCAAAUUUCAAUCCCAAUAAUCGUGACAGUAGGAACGAAGCAAAUAACGUAUAUGAAAAUAGUUUUUCUAUUAUGAACAAAAAAAAAUUGCAGAAUGAAAACUAUCAGGACUAUAAUUUAGAAGUCCAUAUUGAUCAUUGCGGAGAAAAAAUAAAUGGAGCAGAUAAAAAUGAAAAAAGAAACAAAGAAAUUUCUAUUAAUACACUACAUUCAGUAGACAUUAAACGUAAUGAAAAGGUAAAACAUUUUAAUUACAUUUUGAAUAAAGACGAACAAAAAUUUUUUACAGAUAACAACACCCCUGGAGUAAUGUUGGAUGAAUUAAAUAGUAGUAACAACACAAAUUCAGAUAUGAAUGACAGUAUAAUAAAUAAUUUUAUGAAUAACACAAAAGGAAAUACCAAUAAUAAUGAUAAAAAAAUGGGAGAAGCAAAAUUGAAUCAUGUUCUUAUGAACCAUAUCAAUAUGACGGAAAAUUAUCAUACAUCAAGUAGCAAGACAGAACACAACUCUUGUACAGGUAAGAAAUGUUACGACAAAAGUGAAAAAUCCCAUGAGAGUAAUAACACAUUAAAGAUAAAUGAGAGAAAGAAUGAAAAUGAAUCAGCAAUCCUCAGUUUCUCCAGCAUUGCCAAUUAUGAAACCACGUAUGAGGAGAAUGAUUGUAAUAGUACCAGUAAAGGUGUGGAAAAAAUAGAAAAUGCAAGUUUUAUGAAAUUCAUAAAGUCUUUCGGCAGUACAGCCAACUGUGACAAUGGAACAGGCUCUACGGACAAUAAUGUUAGCAAACGCAUCAAUGGAAUUGGUUGCUACGAUCGCAGCCACAACCACAGCCACAACCACAACCACAACCAGAACAACCAGAACAACCAGAAUAACCAGAACAAACCAUGUGUAAAUACCAAGGAGAGGUAUGAGCAGAUGCUGUUGAUGGAUUUUACGGAAGAGGAGAAAUUAACGAAUGAUAAAAAAAUGUUAACAUCUAUGAACAAGGACAGAAUUUCAAUGAAUUUCCAUUUGCAAAAUAAUGCGGGUAAUCCAAGUACCCUUUCUCAUUGCAGCUUGGAUGAGCAAAAAGUGUUCAAUGAAAUGCACCAUUCCCAAGCAUCCAGCACACGAAACUAUUUUGAUGGGAUCAACAGUGUCAACAGAUGUGUAAAGGAAAACAAUCACAAAGUCAACAUUAGUAACAACAAAUCCUGUGCAUAUCUCCAUCCGAAUAAUCAUGUUAUAAAAACUACCAUAGGACUAGAUGAAACCAUUCGGGAAAAUGUGAACAAAACAUCCAGUUCAUCCACCUACGAUUAUAGUGACUUCGAUUUGCAUUAUUCAUCCAACAAAGAUAAUAGUGUAGAUUCAUUCAACACAGAAUAUAAAUUAGCUAUUUCUAGUGAAAGGAACGUUUUGCAAAUGCAGAAAAAGCAGGAAUAUCAGGAAAGGGAAGAAAAAAAAACAUGUUACAAUCAAACAGGUGUAAAAAUCCAUGUUCCUAAUUAA
Messenger RNA from Plasmodium gonderi, 5997 nucleotides. Its product is annotated as protein kinase domain containing protein. The record is from RefSeq and is a predicted model, not a curated record. The transcript has a single exon. NCBI's taxonomy places the organism in Eukaryota, Apicomplexa, Aconoidasida, Haemosporida, Plasmodiidae. The coding region runs from base 1 to 5997 and encodes 1998 amino acids. Gene Ontology annotation, molecular function: ATP binding; protein kinase activity. Gene Ontology annotation, biological process: protein phosphorylation.